ACCAUGUUGUCUAUAUUUUAUUUAUUUGUUCAUGCAAUUAGGGAAAGGACCUAAUUGAACAGCCCCCUAUUCUGGUUGUUGGAGGCCGGGGUUGGCCAUGGCUCGAGCCAUGGUGACGUGUUGGGUGGCGGUCUUGGGCAUGGCCAUGGCUAUGGCCGGCGUUGCCAACGGGUUCGUAGGCGUGAAUUGGGGUGACUUUUGCUCUCAGAAUAUGCCCGUUCACAUUGUGGUUCAAAUGCUCAAGGACAAUGGAGUGGAACAUGUCAAGAUCUUCGACUCCAAUGCAGCCACCAUCAAAGGCUUCGCCGGCACCGGGAUUGAGCUCAUGAUUGGCAUUCCCAAUGUGGAGCUCCAGGAGAUCAGCGACAACUAUGAGAAGGCCAGGGAAUGGGUCAGGGAGAAUAUCACCCAGUAUAUCAAGGAUGGAGAGAUCAAUAUAAGGUAUGUGGCAGUGGGGAACGAGCCAUUUCUGAAGAGCUAUAGUGGUUUGUUUCUGAACGUUACGUUACGGGCCCUGCAAAACAUCCAGUCUGCUCUGGACGAAAUAGGCCAUGGCGAAACGGUCAAAGCCACCGUCGCCCACAACGCCGACGUCUACCAGUCCGCCGACGAGAUGCCGUCGGAAGGUGAUUUCCGUGCCGACAUAAGGGACGUCAUGGUUGAGAUGGUGAGGUGGAUGAAAGAAAACAAUUCCCCCUUCGUCGUCAACAUCUACCCUUUCCUCGCCGUCUACCAAGACCCCGACUUCCCCAUGGAAUACGCCUUCUUCGACGGCAAAUCCGACCCCGUCCGCGACCACAACAUCACCUACACCAACAUGUUCGACGCCAACUUCGACACCCUCGUCAAUGCGCUCAGUAAGGCAGGCGCCCCGGACCUGGACAUCAUCGUCGGGGAGAUCGGCUGGCCCACCGACGGCAACAUAAACGCCAACACCAAGCUGGCCCAGAGGUUCUACGCGGGGCUGAUUAAGAAGCUGGGAAGCGAAAAGGGAACCCCACUUCGACCGGGGCGCCGCAUCAGCGCCUAUCUGUUCAGCCUGCUGGACGAGAACAUGAAGAGCAUCGCGCCGGGCAACUUCGAGCGGCACUGGGGGAUCUUCCGGUACGACGGGCAGCCCAAGUUUCCGGUGGAUUUGUCGGGCGAGGGACGAGAGGGGGUGUGGCCGGUGGCGGCGAAGGGGGUGCAGUACGGGGCGCCUAUGUACUGCUUGCUGAACCUGGAGGGGAAUCCAAACAUGAGCCUGGUGCAGCCGAACAUAGAUUACGCGUGCGCUGCGGCGGACUGCACGGCCUUGACGUACGGGUCGUCGUGCAGCAACAUGGAUUUGGUGGGAAACGCAUCGUAUGCCUUCAACAUGUACUACCACAUGUAUGAUCAGAACGGGGAGGCGUGCAUCUUCAAUGGCCUGGGGACUCUCUCCAUGAGCAAUCUCUCCACGGAUAGCUGCCUUUUCCCCAUUCGAAUCAUAGCCGAGAACGCUGGCCAGCCCAGGUUCGCCUCAAGUGUCUUGGGCAGCCUUGCCUCUUUGCUGCUCGUUUUGCUCGGUUUUGUUUCAGGAUUAGGAUUGUGAUCCAUCAAUGAUCAUUUCAUUAUUAUUAUUAUUAUUAUUAUUAUUACUAUUAUUAUUAGAAGAAGAAGAAGAAGACAAAGACAAAGACGAAGACCACCACCACUCCUCCUCCUCCUCAUUUGCAGCCCGCCAUGUUUGAUAUACACUCCUGGUUAUUAAUUAUAACUUGUAACCAUCCAUAUAUAUGUCUAUAUAUGAACUAAUGCUAUGGGUUAUGUCACAUUG
Messenger RNA from Diospyros lotus (date-plum), 1798 nucleotides. RefSeq names its product glucan endo-1,3-beta-glucosidase 8-like. NCBI's taxonomy places the organism in Eukaryota, Viridiplantae, Streptophyta, Magnoliopsida, Ericales, Ebenaceae. Gene Ontology annotation, molecular function: hydrolase activity, hydrolyzing O-glycosyl compounds. The transcript is spliced from 2 exons. Gene Ontology annotation, biological process: carbohydrate metabolic process. The record is from RefSeq and is a predicted model, not a curated record. Gene Ontology annotation, cellular component: plasma membrane. The coding region runs from base 98 to 1573 and encodes 491 amino acids.